This is a messenger RNA of Microthlaspi erraticum, 813 nucleotides long. The record is from the annotation of a GenBank genome assembly. NCBI's taxonomy places the organism in Eukaryota, Viridiplantae, Streptophyta, Magnoliopsida, Brassicales, Brassicaceae.
AUGAACGUGGGAGAGACAUCCACACCCAGCUCUGGGCAAUCGCUUCAAAAACACGAAGAUCUGCUACGAAAGGCUGAUAAACUGAGGAGUAAGAUUGAUGGCUUGCACGUCUCUGAACAAUUGCUUCAAAAACAAAAAGAGUAUGACGCAUUGCUGCUAAAAGCUGCGGAAGUGUUGAGGGAGAUUGAUGGCUUGACUUACGCUCAGCAAUGGUUUCUAAAACCAGAAGAUCAUGAUGCGUUGCUGCUAAAAGCUAGGAAACUGAGGAGGGAGCUUGAUGACUUGCAGACUCUCAACGAUAGGAUGUGUGGUGAGGGUGUCGAAGCUAUGACCCUCACCGAUCUGCGUUCUCUGCAAGGUCAACUCCAACAAGGCCUGGACUCUGUUAGAGUCCAACUUGCACUGAAGACUAGAGAGCUUGAGGAAUUUGAAAGGAGUGUGGUCAAGCAGGAAUUAGGAGAGGAGGAAGACACUCACACACCUGCUGGGAAACAGCUGAUUAGGACUAAGAGGCAGUACGCUUUGUUGGCCCAAAAGCGACUUACAAGGAGUAGGACACUCAUCAGGAAGCUUGCUAGAAGACUUCGGACCAGGGGUGAGACAACGAGUCACUGGGAUGACUCUGAGACACUCAUCCGGGCUUUCUCCUACAUGGAGAACGAAAUUCCUAGGCUGGUUAUGUUGAACAGGAGAAUGGUUGGUGAGGAAAUAGAGAGUCUUGACUAUUCUGAGCUCAUCUUUCUCAGAAAGGAGAUCAAUCAUGCCAUGGUCUGCACGUGUUCCUGCAUUGUGAAGAAACUGAUGAGUAAAUGA